AACAAUGGGAGUAACCACCACGUGAUUGAUGCGUCACGGUCGCGCGAUCACCGAAUACAACAAACAUUUGAAACAUCGAAGAAUAAUUGUUGUUGUUGUACGAUACCAUGAACCAGCCACCGCCGACUUCCUGUCAUUCCAAAGUUGAACUUCGAAUAUCUUGUAAAGAUUUAUUGGACAAAGAUAUCUUGUCGAAGUCGGAUCCAAUAUGCGCGGUGUUUUGGUGUCGAGAUGGAAGAUGGGUUGAGCAAGGAAGGACGGAGAUGAUCAUGAAUAAUUUAAACCCCCAGUUUGCGAAGACGAUAUUACUUGAUUAUUAUUUUGAGGAGGUUCAAAAGUUAAAGAUAUCUGUAUUUGAUAUCGAUGAUGCUUCGCAAAACCUCAGCCAAGCUGAUUUCUUGGGAGAGGUUGAAACAACGUUGGGCCAUAUCGUUUCUCACGGAUCAAUCACCGAGAAUUUAAAAUUGGUCGACAAACGACCCGCUGGUAAAGGAACAAUAACGGUCACAGCAGAAGAACAAAGUGGAAGCAAAGAAGUUGCAACGGUUUCAUUUAGCGCAAAUAAACUUGAUAAAAAGGAUUGGUUUGGAAAGUCCGAUCCUUAUCUUGAGUUGCACCGCGUCGGACCUGAUGGGCGAAUGUUGAUGAUUCAUAGAACGGAGUACGUUAAGAAUACGUUGGACCCGAAGUGGAAACCCUUUAAAAUAUCGGUUCAGGCGUUGUGUGGGGGGGAUUAUGACGCGCAGAUAAUCAUACAUUGCUACGAUUGGAACAGCAACGGGUCAUGUGACCUCAUCGGAACGUUCAACGCAACAUUCCGUAAUUUCCUUGAAGCUUCCACAACCAAAGCAACGUGGGAUUGUAUGAAUCAAGAAAAGAAGAAAAAGAAAGGAAAUAAAUAUAAAAACUCCGGUGUUAUUUGCCUCGAUUCUUGCAAAGUUGAAACUGAAUAUUCGUUUCUUGACUUCAUUCUCGGUGGCUGCCAGAUCAAUUUCACGGUUGCAAUCGACUUCACUGGAUCGAACGGAGACCCCCGUAACCCACAAUCUCUACACUUCAUGAACCCUUCGCAACCAAACCAAUAUUUACAAGCGUUACGAUCCGUCGGCGCUGUCUGCCAGGAUUACGAUUCCGAUAAAUUAUUUCCGGGUCUUGGGUUUGGGGCAAAAGUCCCCCCAUCGUAUCAAGUUUCCCAUGAGUUCCCGUUAAACUUUAAUUUUCAAAACCCUUUCUGUGCGGGUAUACAAGGUCUUGAACAAGCUUACCAAAUGUGCUUACCACAAGUUCAGUUAUACGGGCCCACGAACUUCACACCAGUGAUAAACCAUGUGAUGAGGUUUGCCGACCAAGAAUCAAAACAAUCGACCGCCUCGAAUUAUUACAUUUUGCUUAUUCUUACGGACGGUGUGAUAUCGGACUUCGUGCAAACCAAGGACGCGAUUGUUGCUGCAUCUCAUCUUCCAAUGUCGAUCAUCAUAGUCGGGGUUGGUGGAGCCGACUUCUCGGAGAUGAAUGCACUAGAUGGCGAUGAAGUGCGAUUAUGCGACAGAUCGGGCCGACAGUGCGCACGGGACAUCGUGCAAUUCGUCCCUUUUAGGGAAUUCCAAAACGCCCAGCACAGCCAGCUAGCUAAAUGUGUUUUGGCCGAACUACCUGACCAGGUUGUCUCAUAUUUUCGUACCCGAGGGUUAUCCCCUGCCAUAAUGAAACCAUCCCCCCAACAAUGGCCAACCCUGAACAGCUAGCGAAGCACGUCCUCGCAGAAGUUCCCACCCAAGCGAUAUCGUACUUCAAAACACGGGGUAUUCCCCCACUACAGAAGCCCACCCCGCCACCCCAGUUUUAAGCGACGUUAUUAACUUUUUAUACAAGAUGAUCAGGUUUUAUUUAAAAUACUCGUGCACUACCCAUACGUGUGGCUUAAUUGUAAAAUAAAAUAUCAUGGUUA
Messenger RNA from Ciona intestinalis (vase tunicate), 1948 nucleotides. RefSeq names its product copine-3. Gene Ontology annotation, biological process: cellular response to calcium ion. NCBI's taxonomy places the organism in Eukaryota, Metazoa, Chordata, Ascidiacea, Phlebobranchia, Cionidae. The record is from RefSeq and is a predicted model, not a curated record. Gene Ontology annotation, molecular function: calcium-dependent phospholipid binding. Gene Ontology annotation, cellular component: plasma membrane.